Messenger RNA from Psylliodes chrysocephalus, 1053 nucleotides. Lineage: Eukaryota; Metazoa; Arthropoda; Insecta; Coleoptera; Chrysomelidae. The record is from the annotation of a GenBank genome assembly.
GUAAGAUUUGUCUUUUGUCAAUAAUCCAUUGAGUUGUUUACGUUGUUUAUUUUGAUUCAUAACCAAUUCCAAUUAAGAAAUAUUGUGUUUAGAAAACAAUGACAAGACAUGCUAGAAAUUGUACAGCAGGAGCAGUUUAUACAUAUCACGAGAAGAAAAAAGAUGCAAAAGCUUCAGGAUACGGUACCAAUGCUCAACGGCUUGGCAAAGACUCUGUAAAAGAUUUUGAUUGCUGUUCGUUAUCUUUGCAGCCAUGUAGAAAUCCAGUAAUCACAAAAGAUGGUUAUCUUUUUGACAAAGAAGUUAUAUUAGAGUAUAUACUUAAAAAGAAAAACGAUUAUACCCGUAAAUUAAAGGAAUAUGAAAAAUUAAAGAAGUUAGAAGAAGAAAAAGAUGCCCAGAAAGAAGCACAAGAAGUGGACAAAAAAAUUUCUUCCUUUCUAAAAGAUGAAAAUAAUAUUGUCAGCAAAUCUAUGAUUAAAAAUGAUUCAGAAAAACCUGGAACUUCCAUUUCAAAUAUGGCAGUUGGUAGAGAUAAGGAACUUCCUAGUUUUUGGAUCCCAUCAAAAACGCCUAGUGCAGAGAAAACUGAAUUAAAAAAACCAGAUCCAGUUGUUUACUGUCCCAUUUCUAAGAGGCCCCUAAAAGUCAAGGAUUUAAUAAAUGUCAAAUUUACACCAAUAAAUGAUCCUGAUGAAAAGAAAUCCAUUUACGUAAAAGAAAAUAGGUAUAUGUGUGCUGUGACCCAUGAUGUCUUGAGUAAUUCAGUCCCAUGUGCCGUUCUCAGGCCGACCGGAGAUGUAGUUACAAUGGAAUGCAUACAAAAAAUUAUUAAAAAAGAUUGGAUUCAUCCUCUAACCAGUAAUAAAUUAUCAAAGAAGGAUAUAAUUAUUAUGCAACGUGGUGGAACUGGUUAUUCUUCAACAAAUGAAAAAUUGAAUGCCAAAGAAGAUCGCCCAGCAUUGCAAGCUUAAAUACAUGAGUCAGAACAUUUACUUUUAUUAAAUUAUUUCCUCUAUAAGUUUAAUUAAAAUACAAAUUAUGAAUUUUAAG